AUGGAUUCAAAUUUGAUCGCCGAGAGUCAGGAGUCUAACAUCGGUUCAUCUUCAUCGUCAGGUAUUCAUUCAGAUGCACCUCCUCUUGAUAAUAAUCCUUUCGCCAAUGAAAUGCUAAAAUAUAUAAAGGGGUUGCUAAUGGAGGAAGAUCUUGAAAAAAAGACCUGCAUGUUGCAGGAUUGCUUUGCUCUCCAAGCUGCUGAAAUAUCCUUCUAUGAAGUCCUCGGCCAUUAUUAUAAUCUCACUCAGAGCAGGUCAACAGGAAGAAAAAAUUAUGAGCGUGAGGAUGUGGAAGAAGGUAGGAUCAACAAGCAAUCUGCACUUUCUCUUGAGGACUCAGAGCAGUUGCAGUCUAAAAUGUUCGAUGAUGUACUGCUUGCGAAGCGGAUAAAAGGGUCUAAUGGCGGUGGAAUUACACGUUGGAAGAAGAAAGCCCAGAAGAAAAGUGAAGUGGUGGAUCUAUGGAGUCUUCUUACUCAAUCUGCACAAUCGGUGGCCAUAAAAGACCAAAGGACUGCCAAUGAGCUUCUGAAACAAAUAAGCCAAUUCUGGAGAUUAGCAUGUUACUUUGCUGAUGCCCUUAAGACACGUUUGGCUGUUAUGGGGGAACCAUUGUAUUCGCAUCUGCUGGGCAACAGCACAUUAGCUGCUGAUGUCUUAAAAGCUUAUGGACUUUGUAAUUUAGCCUGCGCCUUUAAGAAGAUAAAUUUGUAUGCAAAUAAAAUGAUAAUGGAGAUGGCUGAAAAGGCAACCACGCUCCACAUUGUUGAUUAUGGCAUUUGCUACGGGUUUCAAUGGCUUUGUCUCAUCCAGCGCAGGCUGGCGGCUUUGUAUUAUCGGUAUCGAGUUUCGGCAACCAGGUUUCCGACCUGCAGAAAGGGUGGAAGAGUCAGGGUGUCGAUUGAACAGGUAAUUGUGAGAGAUUCAAUGUUCGAGUACAACGUGAUAGCAAAGAAAUGGAAAGCCAUCCAACUUGAGGAACUAAAGAUUAAGAAAUAUGUUGUUCUUCAUUCACCUAUCUUUUCUUCAUUCAUCUUACCUUAUUUCUUCAAUCUUUUGAUCUUAUGUAUUUCUUAA
Molecule: messenger RNA, 1077 nt
Organism: Hibiscus syriacus
Lineage: Eukaryota; Viridiplantae; Streptophyta; Magnoliopsida; Malvales; Malvaceae
Product: scarecrow-like protein 14
Exons: 3
Coding region: 1-1077 (358 amino acids)
Biological process (GO): regulation of DNA-templated transcription
Cellular component (GO): nucleus
Molecular function (GO): sequence-specific DNA binding; DNA-binding transcription factor activity
Source: RefSeq, a predicted model, not a curated record